Molecule: messenger RNA, 2877 nt
Organism: Trypanosoma cruzi
Lineage: Eukaryota; Euglenozoa; Kinetoplastea; Trypanosomatida; Trypanosomatidae
Exons: 1
Coding region: 1-2877 (958 amino acids)
Source: RefSeq, a predicted model, not a curated record
AUGGCAUUUGUGGCGGUACGCGUCAUCAACGGGGUUAUUAGUGGGAAAAGGGAGCAGGAAGCGGGGGAACGGCUGCUUGACCGGCUGCUGAACGCAUUACCCAAUGCGGAGGUCAUACCACCCACAGUCACGGAUCUUCUCCCGCUUGUGGAUCGUCAUGUUUCUGCGGGCAACGGGCUUCUCUGGGUUGACUGUGGAUACUCCAGCAGCGACGAGGGCUCACUGCUUACCGCCCCAGUCGAUCGUCGCACGCCAAAAUAUAUCGGCAAUGACGCUUUGGGGUGGUACGGCGGCGGUUUUCUACCAGCGUUGAUACAGCUGCUUUUACUGCGCGAGGAGGUGCGUAUCUCUAAAACCUUUCCACAUGAAUCUGCGUUUAAGUCAUCUGGCAAGAUACAUUUGCGAUGGUUUGCCGUGCGUUCCUUUGACACACCUGUGGUAGAUUUAGUGGCGCCUUUUGUUCCGAUCCAUACGGAGCGGGACGCAUCGCAGGAAGUGGAUGCGGGGGCUACCGUCUCCCCGUCGGCACCCCUUGAGCAUCUGAUCAUUUACGAUGUUCGUGGUUUUGUGGAGCACUUAGAGCGGGUUGUGGUGACACCUUCAUUUAGUCGAGCACGUGAGCAUCUCUCGCACGUAUUUUGGCUUACAUUACGGGGCAUCUCGUAUGUUGUGUGCAUCGUUCAUGACACCCAUACGGAGUUUUUCACCAAAGCCUUGACAUGCUCAAACCAACUUUGCGGAUCACAAGGUCCUCCGCUGUCCUUUUUUCAUUCCAUAGAGUCUGUGAAACUGGGGCUAUCGUUUAACGAAACCCUGUGUCAGACACCGAGCACACCACGAGGCAGUACUUCACCAAACUGGGGAUGGUGCGUUCGCGUCGGCAGUCAUCAGUGGGAGGACCCUCUUGACUUUGUAUCGUUGCUGCAGCGUUUGCUGGACGUUCCAACAUGCAGAGAGGCUACCGUAGCACUGCCUCGUGACUGCAGUCUUGCCGCCAGCAAGCCGACACGUGGGGCGGAACACGAGGAAGUGAAACCGACUCAACGGCGCCGCACGACUGUACGGCGUAUUACGCCAGCAGAACCACAAAGAGCGUCUCUAUCGUCGGAAGCCGCAACAAAAGAAGAUGUUCUCCCAGACGGGUCAAAUGGAAUGUCGCUGUGUGCAUCACGGUGCACAUCACGGACCUCCUCAGAAAAGGCCUUACCACGUAAUAGUUUGUAUUCCCCCCGCCUCGGCGCUGUGCAUCUUCGGGAGCAAAUAAUCUUGGAAAAGGAGCGGCUGAUGCACGCGGAAUUGGAGGCACAACGUGCGAUGGAGCGUCACGCACUUUUGGAGCGUGAAGAACACACGCUGCAGAAGGAGGCGGCUACCAUCAAUGGAAAUAUUGAGUUUCUGCGCCAUGCCAUCGAGGCCGAAGAGAAGAGAAUGCAACAUGUCAGCGGUGGGAACCUUUCUGAGGAGACUCGACUGCAACGACACCAUGAGGAAGACAAGGAGCGGCGGGAGAAGUCACCACAGUUUACCCCACAACAGAUUAGCGAGCAUUAUGAAAAUGUGAGGAAACAACUCCGACGUAGCAUUCAGUCGCAAAUGGCAGCAUUGGCGCACCAGCAAGAGGAGGAAGAGUCAAAGAUGGAACAUUUUUGCGAGGAGCAGGCAGAGCAGCGUCGCCUGGAGACUGCGAGGUCACACGAAGAGCUGCGUCAGAUUCAAGAAGACAUCAAUGCCUCGACGAAGGAACUUCAGUGCCUCGAGGAGGAAGAGACAAGAGAGGCCUUUAUUUCACAGUUGCACCGAGUAGGGAAUGAAGCUUCAAUCGAAAGAACGCAUGUAACUCAAAUGGAUAUGGAUGAAGCAAGGACGCUGAUGCUUCAGAAGAAGCGACAUGAAUUGUUGUUAUUGGAAGAAAGGGCGCGGCGGCUGCAAGAGGUAGUGGAUAUGGCGCGUGAAUCUGUUCGUCGUAUUUCGAGCGUAAAAGAGAAAAAAGAACCUCGCAUAACGAGGCCGACAACGCGGACGUUUCUCUCGUAUGAUGCGCCGUUGCAUGUUGCGUUGCGCCUUAGCGUCCGGCGAACUUUGAAGGAAGAAGAGAGUCUUUGUCGUGCUCGCAUUGAGCGUGAAUACAUGGAACGUCUUAUGAGCUUCUGGAAACAAUGGCAGGACGAGGUGUAUUGCGUGACGUUGAAUUCGCCGUUAACGAAGGCGUUGCGUGCGGCACGUGCGAAUUACACAUCACUGCAGGAGGAGUGGGAGAAGACGCAACGCGAGCAGAUGGAUUCUCAGCAAGAUGUGGAGAGGGAGCUGGAGGCCGUGAAGGCGUAUAGUGCCGCUCUGCGGCGGGAGCUUGGGGAUAUGCAGAAGCGACACAACGCCUGCCUAAGCGAGCAGCGUCGUAUCGUUGAAGAAUUGCAGCACGUGUUGCAAAGCGAGGCCGAUACAGUACUGCGACAUAUCACAGCUGUGGUGGAGACGCUUUUGUGUGAAGCUGGUGGGGAGUCCAGAAAUGCUCUUGAUGAUAUCCGUGAUGGGGAAAAAAGCAAUGUGCGUCGGGCGCUGCAGACGGUAUUAACGGCGGGAUGUCAUCAAGUUUCACGCCACUAUCGGCAGAGACGACAAAAGGAAACACAGGGAACCGUGCAAGACAAAACACACAUGCCCAUUUCAGAGGCGUCUCUUUUACUCAUUCAAGAGACAUGUCAGGAGUACAAAAAAUUGUGUGAGGGCAUAUUGGAACGACAUCGACUAGAGGUGGAGAGUUGCUGCCUGGCAGACUCCUGCCACGCGAAGGAAGAGACUUUGUCUGUCGAACGGAAUGGCAGGAGAAAUGGGCAGCAGACAAUAAAUGCCACGGGAUGCGAUGGCUGCGAAGCCUGA